UGUAAUGACGCCGGUGACCGAGGGGUGAAGAAGAUGGCCGUGACGUCAGUCGCGGCAAUGGUGGCGGAGACGACGACAUUCCCGAUCGAUCUUCUCAAAACUCGCCUCCAGCUCCACGGCGAGUCCGUUCGGUCUGUCCGUCCAGCGUCGUCGUUCAGGAUCGCGCUCGACAUAGCUCGGAAUGAUGGCCUUUUUGGAAUGUAUAGAGGCCUGUCUCCCGCUGUUUUUGUUCUUAUGUUCUACACUCGUACUCGAAUUGUCGGCUACGAGCAUAUUCGCAACAAAUUUUUGCGAUCGUCUGAUCGUUCUCUCCCCCUUUACGGCAAAGCAGUAAUCGGUGGGAUUUCUGGAGCUAUUGCUCAGGUCAUUGCUAGCCCUGCGGAUCUCAUCAAAGUAAGGAUGCAAGCAGAUGGCCUUAUUUCGAGUCAGGGACUCCAGCCCCGAUAUGCAGGGCUUUUUGAUGCCCUAAACAGGAUUAUUCAUGCUGAAGGAAUAUUAUGCCUCUUGAAAGGUGUUUCUGCAAAUGUACAAAGAGCAUUUUUAGUAAACAUGGGAGAAUUAGCUUGUUAUGAUCAUGCCAAACGGUUCAUAAUAAAAAACCAGAUAUGUGAUGACGAUAUUUAUGCUCACACUCUAUCUUCCAUAAUGUCCGGCCUUUUAGCCACUACUUUAAGCUGUCCUGCAGAUGUGGUUAAGACUAGAAUGAUGAAUCAGUCUGCUUCAGUAGAAGACAAGAUAAAGUAUAGAAAUUCCUACGAUUGCCUUGUGAAAACCGUAAAGGUUGAGGGAUUGAGGGCAUUGUGGAAGGGAUUCCUCCCAACAUGGGCUAGGCUUGGACCUUGGCAGUUUGUAUUCUGGGUCUCUUAUGAGAAGUUCCGACAGAUUUCUGGGUUACAAUCCUUCUAACUUAGUCCUGAGGUGGAUUUUUUCAAUGUUUGUACCCUUUUCCUCUUAAUUUUUAUGAUGAUUUAGUCAAGGACUGAAUCCCGCAUGGUUUUGUAGUUUCUGCUCGAGGCAUUAGCUCCUAUCAUUCUGGCCAAAUGGCCAUAAUUUUUUAUCUUCUGGAUUCAGUACAUGUACAUAUAGCUACUAUGUGCAGCUGACAGAUAUAAGAGACUAUACGUGAUUCAGAAUUCAUUCUUAUAAUUCAAUUUAUCUGGAACUGUGAAAUCUUAAAUGCUUUACUUGUUGGCUAUACCGGAAAUUACUUGUAGCCUGAACAAACUAAGCUCAUUUGAAGAAAAAUUCUCGAGUGCAUCACUGCAUCGUUACCAGUAAGGUAUUGGUCAUCUACAUUUAUGCAGAGUAUUUGUUCUUAAUUAUUUUACUGGCUCUGUCAAUACCUUUUGUUCAGUGUGUGUUACUUUUUAUACUUUUUUACAGCAGGAUUGGAGAUGAUUAUUUUGUUGCUGCUACUUGAAUCAUGCAUAUGUACUUGGUUUUUACUUGCUCUAUACUUGUAAGAACGUAUAGGCAGGUUUGGGAAUGAUUAGCCACAUGCAAAGGAACGAUUUCUUAUGCUUUGGAUAGUUUGAGGAAAAAGGAUAGUCGACUCUCCAACUGUGUCUGUCCCAUGCUUUAAUUUUGUUUGUAGGCCUUUUUGACUUAAUAUUAGCCGCCACAUCAUUAUGUUUUUAUUUUUCUAGGAGAAUUAUUCUGUAAUGGAAGUGGUGUAAACUAGAUGAGGACCUACUGAGAUUAUUACUGCUACACAAUUUAUAUUUAUCUGAUGAUCUGAUCCUACUUUUAAUUGGAGUUAGCAUGUUUCAAAUGUGGACUAAAAGAUAUGUUAACAAGCUUUAUCUGUGACUGUAAGGAAUUUGAAGUUGGAUGGUCUGAUUCUGAUAUGCCAGGAGUGUGUGUCUGCUUGUGUGGUUUGUUUAUUUACAGAUGGUAGUUUUAUGAUGACAUUCAUACCAGGAACGCUCGAUAUUAGGGGAGCGCGUCCAGUUGGUUAAGGAGGGAAGGAAUGAGCAACCAAUUUGAUGUAAGUUGUUAAUAUUCUUGGAUUUGGUAUGGCUGCAGUUAAGGCUAUCGAGUUGUGUGCCUCACAAUGGCAGAGUCUGUGGAGGUCAUUACUGAGAAUAUUGAUGACUGUGGCGCCACCUCUCCUUACUGCUAAUGACUUCUCAUACGCUCCCUCUCUCUAGCUUUCUUUUUUUGCCUGAAAACAUUCUACUACUGUGGUCACACCAUGCCUCUUUUCAUUUUGUCAACAGCCCUCAAAUUUCUCAAGCCUUGUCAUUAGCGACCAAUUAUUUCUACUACUACUUUCAAGUGUUGGCUUUUUUUCAUCUUUUUUAGAGAAAGCCUACAUGCAAAUAUUUGCUUGUCGAUAGACACAUGAAAUUAACGGUUAGUAUGUGUUCGUAAAUAAAAGGUUAGUAUGUGUUUUAUGUAAUUAUUCUUAAUUAAUUCAUAGUGUUUCACUA
Molecule: messenger RNA, 2432 nt
Organism: Salvia splendens (bonfire salvia)
Lineage: Eukaryota; Viridiplantae; Streptophyta; Magnoliopsida; Lamiales; Lamiaceae
Product: mitochondrial uncoupling protein 3
Exons: 2
Coding region: 34-906 (290 amino acids)
Biological process (GO): transmembrane transport
Source: RefSeq, a predicted model, not a curated record